Molecule: messenger RNA, 801 nt
Organism: Aspergillus nidulans FGSC A4
Lineage: Eukaryota; Fungi; Ascomycota; Eurotiomycetes; Eurotiales; Aspergillaceae
Exons: 1
Coding region: 1-801 (266 amino acids)
Source: RefSeq, a predicted model, not a curated record
AUGUCGGCCUCUAACCUCCCAUUCACCUGCGCCCUUGUCACUGGCGGCGGCGGCGGCAUCGGCAAAGCGUUCUCAGCCUAUUUGAUCUCCAAAGGCGUCAAAGUCAUCAUCGCUGGCCGGACAGAAUCAAAUCUCCAGUCGACAGCACGCGAAAUCGGGGCAGCAGCAUACUAUGUGCUGGAUACAGGCAGGACUGAUACAAUCCCCCAAUUUAUCUCGAGCGUAACAAGGGAGCAUCCCGAGCUGGAUUGCCUUAUGAACAAUGCAGGCGUGCAACGGCCGUUGGAAGUAUUCAAGACCCCAACCGAGGAGUAUCUCCAAAAAGCAGACCAGGAAAUCGAUAUCAAUAUCCGGGGCCCAAUGCAUCUAACCCUCGGGCUACUCGAGCAUUUCAAGACGAAGCCGUCGGCGGCUAUUAUCAACGUUUCCUCGGUGCUAGGUUUCAUACCCUUCUCGGUGAUUAACCCGGUUUAUAAUGGGACCAAGGCGUGGCUACAUUUUUGGACGGUGACUCUGAGGACACAGAUUGAGUGGGCGGGGCUAAAGGAUCGGAUCAAAGUGAUUGAGAUUGCGCCGCCGAGCGUGGAGACGGACCUGCAUCGUGAAAGGGAGAAUCCGGAUGAUAAUAAGAAGAAGAACAAUCCGAACUCAUUGAGCAUCGAAGAGUUUAUGCAUGAGGUGUCGCCGCAGUUGGAGGCGGGAGAGGAGAUGAUUGGAGCUGGACCAAGUGCGAACUUUCUGAGGAAGUGGUAUGAUGCGUAUGGGGAGGCGUAUACUAAGGCCACCACGAAGAAGGCCUGA